Amphibalanus amphitrite is the source of this 1302-nucleotide messenger RNA. Its product is annotated as MFS-type transporter SLC18B1-like. Gene Ontology annotation, biological process: transmembrane transport. The transcript has a single exon. The record is from RefSeq and is a predicted model, not a curated record. NCBI's taxonomy places the organism in Eukaryota, Metazoa, Arthropoda, Thecostraca, Balanomorpha, Balanidae. Gene Ontology annotation, molecular function: transmembrane transporter activity. Bases 1 to 1302 code for a protein of 433 amino acids.
AUGGCCGCCACUCCGCCGUUCUCCGCUCCAUCAGACCCCGCCGGGUCUCUGCGGACCCCGGCCAAGUCCUCCCCGCGGCAGCGCCGGCUGCUGGCCGGGCUGGCGGUGGUCAGCGUCCUCAGCGGCUCCCUGAUCGCCGUCAUGGUGCCCUUCUUCCCGUCGGAGGCUGCCAGCAGAGGCGUCUCCCAGACCACCAUCAGCGGCGUCUUCAGCUGCUUCGCGCUCACCCAGAUGCUGCUGUACCCGUUGGUCGCGCCGCUGGCGCUGCGCCUGGGAGUGACGCGGCUCUACAACAUCGGCAUCGCCACGGCCGGCGUCUCCACCAUCGCCUUCGGCACGUUCUACCACAUCCCCGGGGGCGCGGGCUUCAUCGCCGCCUGCUUCGCAGCCAGGGUGGUGGAGGCGGCCGGCACGGCGGCCGUCUCGGCCUGCGGCUUCACCAUCAUCGGCAACCAGUUCUCGGGGCGCUCCAGCUCGGUGGUGGCGCUGGUCUCGGCCGCCCAGUCGGCCGGACUCUCCGUAGCGCCGGCGGUCGGCGGAGGCCUGUACGCGGCGGCCGGCUUCGGACUGCCGUUCUACGUCCUCGGCUCCGUCAUGGUCGUCACAGCCGCGGUCAACAUGCGCUUCAUGCCGGCGGUGGAGAAGACGGACGACUCGCCGUCGGACGUGACGAAGAUGUUCCGCACGUUCGCCGCCUCGCCAGAGAACUGGCUGUGCCUGCUCAUCGUGUUCUGCUACUCACUCGACUUCUUCACGUUCGAGUCGUGCGUGGCACCGUACGCCGUUGCCGCUCUGGGCAUCACACCGGCGACACUCGGCCUCUACUUUACCGUGGCUACUGGCUCCUACGUCUUCACCAGCAUCCUGUGGGCGCGGCUGGCGGAGCGCACCACCAACCCGUACCCGAUGAUGUCCCUGUGUCUGCUGCUGGUCUCCGCCAGCCAGCUACUUAUCCCGCCGGCCUCCUUCCUCGGCCUGCAGCCCACCUGGUGGCUGUUCGGGCUCGGAAUGACGCUACAGGAGGCGCUCUUUGGCGGCGCCUACAUCCCGUGCUUCCAGCUGAUGCUGGCGGCCUCGGUGCGCGCCGGUCUCCAUGACGACCUGCGCACUCACGCGUUCGUGUCGAGCGUGUUCUGGAGCGCCUACUCGCUGGGCACGGUGGUCGGCCCGCUGGCCGGGGGCCUGCUGGUGGACGCCUACGGCUUCCCGUUGAUGAUGACGGCCGUGGCGGCGCUGACGCUGACCGUGGCCCUGCUGACCGCCUGCCAGGCCGCCGUGAGAACAUUCAGAGCGCGCUGUUAA